AUGGCGUCCAAGAUAUUCUCCCUCGAAGGCAAGGGCCUGAAGCUAGACACGGCGGCCGACAUCGAGCCGCACAUUGCGCCGCUGCGGGCAAUGGACGAUGUCGAGGAGGUGCGGCUGCUGGGGAACACGCUGGGCGUGGGUGCAUGCCAGCUGCUGGGCGAGGUGCUGGCGACCAAGAAGACGCUGACCACGGCGAAUCUGGCGGACAUUUUCACGGGCCGGCUGCUCAACGAGAUCCCUGAGGCGCUGUCGUCGCUGCUGACGGCACUGCUCAACCUGCCGAAGCUGGGCACGAUCAACCUCAACGACAACGCCUUUGGCCUCAACACGCAGGCGCCGCUGGUGGCGUUCCUGGCGUCGCACGUGCCGCUGCAGCACCUGUACCUCAACAACAACGGCCUGGGCCCGCAUGCGGGCAUCCUGAUUGCCGAUGCUCUGAGCGCGCUGCACGCCAAGAAGGAGGAGGCACGCAAGGCGGAACCCAAGACAGAGGUGCCGGACCUGGAGACGGUCAUUUGCGGCCGCAACCGGCUGGAGAACGGCAGCAUGACGGCGUGGGCCAAGGCGUUCCAGCUGCACAGCAAAGUCAAGACGGUCAAGAUGGUGCAGAACGGCAUCCGCCAGGAGGGCAUCAGCCACCUGCUGAGCGCGGGCCUGCAUCACGCGACGACCAUCCGCGUGCUGGACCUGCAGGACAACACGUUUACGCUGAUGGGCGCCAAGGCACUGGCAGGCGUGGUGCCCCGGUGGACGGAGAUUGAGGAGCUGGGCAUUGGCGACUCGCUCCUGAGCGCCAAGGGCGGCGUGCUGCUGGCGGGCGCGCUCAACAAGGGCCAGAACAAGAAGCUGCAGAUCCUGCGGCUGCAGUACAAUGACAUCACGGCAGCCGGGCUCAAGGCACUGUCAGAUGCGGCCGGCAGCGGCGCGCUGCCGGUGCUGCAGAAGCUCGAGGUCAACGGAAACAAGUUCUCCGAGGAUGACGAGGCGGUGGUCAUGCUGCAGGAGCUGUUUGAGGCGCGCAAGGAGAAGCUUGGCGGCGACGUGGUGGACGAGGACGCAUGGGGUCUGGACAGCCUGAGCGACCUGGAGGAAUUGGACUCGGACGAAGAGGAGGAGGAGGAGGAGGAGGAAGAGGAGGAGGCCAAGGGCACGACGGCCGAGGAGCGCGCUGAGAAGCUGAUCAAGGAGGCGGAAGAGGCGCAGGAGGAGCCUGUGGUGCAGGUCAAGGACAAGGAUGUGGACGAGCUUGCCGACAAGCUGCAGAAGACGGACAUUUAA
This is a messenger RNA of Sporothrix brasiliensis 5110, 1278 nucleotides long. RefSeq names its product Ran GTPase-activating protein 1. Gene Ontology annotation, cellular component: cytosol; nucleus; perinuclear region of cytoplasm. The coding region runs from base 1 to 1278 and encodes 425 amino acids. Gene Ontology annotation, biological process: nucleocytoplasmic transport; activation of GTPase activity. The transcript has a single exon. The record is from RefSeq and is a predicted model, not a curated record. Gene Ontology annotation, molecular function: GTPase activator activity; small GTPase binding. Lineage: Eukaryota; Fungi; Ascomycota; Sordariomycetes; Ophiostomatales; Ophiostomataceae.